GCUGUUGCAGAAAGCUGCCUGUGACAUACAGAGCUGUGCCCGGCUUCCUCUCCUCACAGCACCAGCCAGCACCCUGGGGAUCCCAGCACAGAGAUAUGGGGGAGCCCUGCACAGCUGCUAAUUGCCUGCACUUGCUAGAUGAGGAGCUGCCACAAUAAGGUCACUUUAUGGGGAGCAGAAUGGAGACUAUGACCCUGAGUCUGGCUGUGUGCCUACUUCUGCUGCAGGGGGUCAGUCCCAGGAGACUUCCCAUGGACACUGGUCAGUGUGGGCAGCCCAAGGCGCAAGAGGAUCUGAAUUCUUUUCUGUGGACAAUUAAGAGGCAGCCCCCUGCUUAUCUCUUUGGAACUAUCCAUGUGCCUUAUACCCGGGUAUGGGAUUUCAUACCCCAGAACUCAAAACGAGCUUUCCAGGAUAGCAGUAAUGUGUAUUUUGAGUUGGAUCUCACUGACCCAUAUACCAUUUCUGCUCUGGCAAACUGUCAGAUGCUGCCCCAGGGAGAGAACCUUCAGGAUAUGCUCCCCAAGGACCUGUACAGAAGACUGAAGAGACACUUGGAGUACGUCAAGUUGAUGAUGCCUCACUGGAUGACCCCAGAUCAGAGGGGCAAGGGACUGUAUGCUGAUUACCUCUUCAAUGCCAUUGCUGGCAACUGGGAGAGGAAGAGACCUGUGUGGGUCAUGUUAAUGGUAAAUUCUCUAACCGAGGCAGACAUCAGGUCUAGAGGGGUUCCAGUCUUGGAUUUGUACCUGGCACAAGAAGCCGAGAGGAUGAGGAAAAGGACAGGUGCUGUGGAAAGGGUGGAGGAACAAUGCCACCCACUGAACAGGCUGAACCUAUCCCAGGUCCUGUUUGCUUUAAACCAAACGUUGCUACAACAUGAAAGUCUGCGGGCAGGAAGUUUCCAAGCUCCGUAUACAACAGAGGACCUCAUCAAACAUUACAACUGUGGCGACCUCCAUGCGGUGAUAUUUAACCAUGAUUCGUCCCAGCUCCCAAACUUUAUCAACACAACGCUGCCUCCCCAAGAGCAGGUGACAGCCCAGGAAAUUGAUAUUUACUUUAGACAGGAGCUUAUCUACAAGAGGAACGAGAGGAUGGCAAAGCGCGUAGUGGCUCUUCUGAGAGAGAAUAAAGACAGGAGUUUCUUCUUUGCUUUCGGAGCAGGUCAUUUUAUCGGCAAUAACACGGUUAUUGAUGUGUUGAGACAAGGUGGAUAUGAAGUUGAACAUACUCCAGCUGGGAAGCUAUUACAUGAGACAAAUACACAAACCGUUCCAACCUCAGAUGAUGCAGUUGCUACGGAUACCCCAGCAAUGAGGUACUAUGACCAUGAGCCUUCAACAUCUUCCUUCUCUGAAGAGUCAGAUGAUGAGAUGUUGCCUCCUCACCUUUUGCUACCAGACAGUAUUAGCCAGUUGGAAGAGUUUGGGAAGCACAACACCUGGCAGAGAAAACAUCACAGAAAUGAUAGGCGUCGCAAGUUUAAUGACCUCUGGGUCCGUUUGGAUGAUGGUACAACCACGGUGCCUUCAAAUACAAAUGGUGAUGAGACUGCAGAAACAUUAAUGUGGCUUCCUAAUGAAGAAUACCAACAAACUCAACUGGACCUAAAUAUAAAUGUGCCCGGCAACAAAGCGCCCAAGUACCUUACACCAUCCCAAGCCUUACUCUAUGCGCUCUUAACUCUGUGUCUCAUUACAGCAGUGAGACCACCGUCCUGACAUCACACGUUCAUACGUGGCCUAAUAUGUGACACUCAAUAAGUGCAUUAACAAAAGCAACACUAGUGAGGCUGAUUAAUUAACCCUUGCCACUAAUGAAAAAAGGUGAUACAAAGUCUGCAAAAUGUUUGAAGGACAUUAGCUUUAUAAGCAGAACAAAGCAUAAAAUAAUUGAUGAAAGAACAAAAAUAUAUUUGCUCUAUAAAUAAUCAAAUUAUUGUCUCAAAAAUUCCCAAGUGCCUGGUAGUGUUAAUCAUCCCCUUCAUGUGAGUAUAAUGUUCUUCUCUCUUCGUUAUUUGUCCUGAGCACAAUCCACCAACAUGCAAUUUGCAACAGAAGUAAAAUAAUUAUAUAAUGUACAGACCCUUUGUGUGACUUUAGAAUGCUCUCUGGAGGCAGCCAUCUUGGACUCUCUAUUUACAUACAAUAGUACAGAAGAACUAACGUGUGUUUGUUUCAUUAUUAAUCUCUUUAGCUUUUACAAGCCUGUCUUACUACCCUGGCAUUUGUGUUUCUAAGACAAGACAGGGAGGGUAGAACUAAAUGCAGAUAUGCAAUGCUAGAAAUAUAUAUUUAAAUCAUUUUUGUCAUAUUCUAAUUCCAUUUACUUUUUUCCUCCUGCUUCCUAAUAGUAUACAAAGUACAGAACAUCUGUAUACAGUGCUCAGAUAUUCAUGAUAAUGUUGCCUGGGAGAGACCAUGCAGACAGGUUCUUUGCCCCUAGUGAUUUAUUUUGACCUUUUGCCUUUAAUUGUGAGUUUUCCAAUUCUGGGAAUUGGAAGUGGCCACUGCAGACUCCAUAAACCUAAUCUUGCUGCAUACUGGUCCCUAACUGGCCCCAGCAGAAGUGACAAGAUUUGCUAACAAAAUAACAGUGCCAAACCUUGUCUACUCCAAUCACAAGUCUGGAAUGGCUCUUCCAAAUAAGGGAAAUAGCAGAGGGGGGGAGGUAGUUUGAAUACAGUAAACGCAAUAGCAGCAAACAAACACUGUGUUAAUGUAUUCAGAAAGAUGUCACACUAUGGCAGCAUGUUAAUUUGUUGCAAGGCUAUACUUUAUAAAGUGCUUUAUGUCUAUUUCAAGUGAAGUUCUGAGAGCUUCCUACUGACUGUGGGCAAUUCAUCCUGUCAGCCACUUAUCUCAGGUUGUUAAAAGUCUUGACUUUGACAACGAAUAGAGAAGUAGCAGAAAUCAAUACAUUUAAUGUGAAAAAUAAAUAUUUUAAGGUACAUUGUUUACAUGGUGCUUAAUAACUUUAUUAUUCUCCCUCUUACACAUAAUAGCAUUAAAGGAAAAGACCCAGAUGUUUUAUGAUGCAAAUAAAUGGAAAUUGUAUGCAUUAAAUGUGUGAAAUAAAUCCUACAAGUACAGCUUUAUGCUGAAGCACAUAUUUUUGACAUAUUUUUCUCAACCCUUUUCCCUCUUUAUUAGUUAAACACAAAACACAGGCUGCUUCUCUAACUAGCUGGCUGGUCAAAGUCAAAUGAUUUCUGAAAUUUAAAGAGGGGGAGAUGUGAGCUGAUUAAAAUCAAAUCAAAUCUGAGCUUAAAAAAAAAAGUAAUUUAAUUUUCAGGGUUUUCAAAAUAUGGCACAACAGAAAUUAAUAUUUUAAAAAAGAGAAAAAAUAUAUAUCCCUUUAACUCUGGCUGCUGUGCCAAAUAAACCACAUUUAACUGGCGUUUAAUAAUGUUAGCUAAAGAUAUAGUGCCCAUUAUUUAAGGGAAAGGGAACAUAAUUGCAUUUACAUUAAAUUCAGAGUGUUUAAUAACAAUAAUAUCUCGCUUUAUGGCAUGGAAAUGCAAUGUGUUAGUUGUGUUAAUUUUUCAUUAGGAAGUAAUCUGAUAGCAUUUUCCUAACUCGUUUUGACAAGUCAAGAUUACUCUUUAUGCCACAGUCUUCUAGUUUAAUUAUUUGAAUAUGUUAUGGGACAAUAUAACCUUAAAAUGCUUCCUUAAGAAUCUUUGAUAAUAACCUAAACUUGGCCACCUCUACUUGUAAGACCUUUAAAGGGACAGUCAACACUAGAAUUGUUAUUGUUUAAAAAGUUAGAUAACACCUUUACUACCCAAUCCUCAUCUUUGCACAACCAACAUUGUUAUAUUAAUAUACAUAAUAACAUUCAAACCUCUAAAUUUCUGCCUGUUUCUAAGUUACUAUAGACAGCCUCUUAAUCACAUGAUUUUUUAUUUGUUUUUCACAACAAGAGACUGCUAGUUCAUGUGGGACAUAUAGAUAACUUUGUGCUUACACCCUUGAGUUCUGCACAACACAACUAAAAUGCAAGUCAAUAUAUAAUAAGUAAAAAGUCAUGUGAUAAGGGGAUUGUCAAAAGAAGCUUAGGGGCCGAUUUAGAGUAUCAUGUAGAGUAUCAUAUCCGCCGCACAUCGAUAAAUGCUGACAGCAUACGCUGUCAGCAUUUAUCAUUGCACAAGCAGUUCUUGUGAACUGCUUGUGCAAUGCCGCCCCCUGCAGAUUCAUGGCCAAUCGGCUGCUAGAAGGGGGUGUCAAUCAGCCCGAUCGUAUAGGAUCAGGCGGAUUGAAGACCACAGCCUCAGAGACAGUGGGCAAGUUAUGGAGCAGUUCAUGACUGCUGUUUCCGGCAAGCUUGAAGGUGCUUGAUAAUUCGGCCCCUUAGAUACAAGGUAAUCACAGAGGUAAAAAGUAUAUUAAAUUAACCAUGUUGACUGCAAAACUGGGGAAUGGGUAAUAAAAGGGAUUAUCUAUCUUUUUAAACAAUAACAAUUUUUGAGUUGACUGUCCCUUUAAAACUACGCAGCUGGAAGGACCGGAGCACUGGACAAUUUUUAACCCCUCAAUAUUAAUGGGUAAAUGUUACCAUUUGGGCCUUCAAAUUAUAACACAAACAUUCAUCUUGACAAUAGUUCUGCUAUUUCAAUGUUUCCAUAGAACCAAUAUUAAUAUUUGAAUAAUACAUUUCGAAAUUGAUUGACAUUGACUUACAUUGAAGAAUCAACAUUUGAAUUUUUAUAUAUGAAAAUUUAAAUUUGAUAAUUGUUACAUACAAGGGCAAUAAUUACCCCCACACACACCCAAUAAAGAAUGAUUACUGAAUCUUCUGUAAAAAUUUGACCAACAUUUAUUAUUUUUAACGAGUGUGCUGACAUUUUCACCUAUCCAUAUCAGUCAUGUUAUUGGCUCAAUAUCUUACUAGAAAAAAAAAACUAAAAAACGCACACAUUAUUGGAGGCGGAGACAAUAAUAAGAGAUUCUGUUAUCAAAUGAAAUCUUAGCUGAAUGGAGGAGAUAUUCAACGCAUAGAGUAGACAUUUUCACGCAACAAAGCGUGCAAUGAUAUUUAUUAACUUAAAAAAACACACAGCCUUAUUAGCAGAGCCCAUUUUACCUCCAGGAUUGCAGAAAAGUGUAUUUUGUAAACUCUUGGCUGUGUUCUAUUUAGUUAACCCCUGGAGUGCUGAAGAUGUCUCAGAGUAAUGUGUUAUAUUAUUCUUCAGGUCCUGUAAGGGUAAAUUUUCACAAUACAAUCACAGAUAUUGUCUUAACAUCUUCUUUUUGUAGAAGGAUUCUUUAUUUCCCAUAGUGCUAUGGGGCUUUGUAAAAUAUUGUGUUCAUAAAAAAAGUGUAUUUAUUCCUAUUUGUUUCCUGUACAAUAACAUUCUAUUAAAAUGUAGUGCCUUAAAAUAGCUAAAUUAAUAUUUUAUAUUGCACACGUUUAUUGAACAUAAACACAUCCAAAUUAAUGUUGUUUUAUGCAAAGAUCUGUAAAAUAUAUAUGGAAAAAUAAACUGAUACGAUCUGAUUAA
This is a messenger RNA of Bombina bombina (fire-bellied toad), 5506 nucleotides long. RefSeq names its product TraB domain containing 2B (gene TRABD2B). The record is from RefSeq and is a predicted model, not a curated record. Gene Ontology annotation, biological process: negative regulation of Wnt signaling pathway. The transcript is spliced from 7 exons. The coding region runs from base 168 to 1724 and encodes 518 amino acids. Gene Ontology annotation, cellular component: organelle membrane. Gene Ontology annotation, molecular function: metalloendopeptidase activity; Wnt-protein binding. NCBI's taxonomy places the organism in Eukaryota, Metazoa, Chordata, Amphibia, Anura, Bombinatoridae.